AUGUUGACCGUGUUGUUGUUAAAUUGGGGUAGUCGAAAUCGUGACAUUGUUGAGUCUGAUAAAAUACCUACAUUCCCGGUAGCAAAGCGGCCGCGUACAGGCACUCCGCUUCCAGCUUCACCACCACCAUCACAUCGUCAUUUCGCCCCGUCCGUCGCAUCAUCACCGGCCAUACUAAAGUUACCAGUACCACUAGUACCAACAAACCUAUCGCCACCACGGGUACCAGCAAACAUAUCACCACCACCAGUGUCAACAAACGUAUCACCACCACGCGGCAUCACUGAAUCGACUAUCACACUAGCGCCCAUUAUAGCUCUGCCACCACGUACAACUGGCAAUAUCCAACCGGCAAUCACAACUAACGCAAUGACAUCAGCUCCGAAACAUCCAGCUAAGGCACCAGCACACCAGCAACAGGUACAUACGACCACCAGUAAAACUCAAAAACCGCCAGCAUGGAUGCUACCUGCAAAAAAUCACACAUCAUCACCAACAGUCGAACAAAAACCCACGGUUAACAAAGGCAAAAAAACCCGAUUUCAAAACGGCACCACGUCCAAUUUCAACUCGUACACAAACAUCGGCAGCUACGUACCACCACCACCACCAUCUGUCCCACUCCGACGAUCCAAAGUGAGGUCACUAAUGUCAUCGAUCGUGAAGAUGCCACUUAUGGAUUUAGCACUAGGAUGGGGAAGGCCGGAUCAACAGACACGACAGGAACAAGACAGACACCCAGCAGCAGUACCCCAACCCGCAACGACGUCCGGCUCCGCAAAUACAACCACGGCGCACAAUUCCAAACCCCAGGCAAACCAAACCAUACGCGCAACCAAACAACAUCCAACAAAAUGUCGCCCCGCCACGCACGAAUCCAAGCAGACACGGCACCACGUCACGGCAGCACCAACAGCAGAACACGGCAACAUGUAA
This is a messenger RNA of Didymodactylos carnosus, 936 nucleotides long. Lineage: Eukaryota; Metazoa; Rotifera; Eurotatoria; Philodinida; Philodinidae. The record is from the annotation of a GenBank genome assembly.